AUGCCCGUGGGAGGCAGCAGUAAAGGGGGCCUGGGAGCGUCCCCGUCUCCCCUGCCGCACACCGGGGUCCCUGCACCGCGGCCGCUACGACCGUCACGCUACGUCCCCGUCUCCGCGGCAACGUUCUUCCUGGUUGGCUCCACCACGCUCUUCUUCUGCUUCACGUGUCCGUGGCUGUCUGAGCGCUUCUCUGUGGCCGUGCCCAUCUACAAUGGGGUCAUGUUCCUGUUCGUCCUGGCAAACUUCUCCAUGGCAACGUUCAUGGACCCCGGGGUUUUCCCCAGAGCGGAGGAGGAUGAGGACAAAGAGGAUGACUUCCGUGCUCCUCUGUAUAAGACGGUGGAGAUCAGAGGGAUCCAGGUGCGGAUGAAGUGGUGCUCAACAUGUCGCUUCUACAGACCCCCACGCUGCUCACACUGCUCUGUGUGCGACAACUGUGUGGAGGAGUUUGACCACCACUGUCCGUGGGUGAAUAACUGUAUCGGUCGGAGGAACUACAGAUACUUCUUCCUGUUCCUGGUGUCUCUCACGGCUCACAUAAUGGCGGUGUUCGGCUUCGGCCUCCUCUUCAUCAUGUUCCACCGACAGAACAUCGACCGCCUGCACGCUAUCGUCACUCUGGCCGUCAUGUGCGUGGCCGGCCUCUUCUUCGUCCCCGUGGCUGGACUCACUGGUUUUCACAUCGUCCUCGUGGCUCGAGGAAGAACCACCAACGAACAGGUCACGGGGAAGUUCCGCGGCGGCGUUAACCCUUUCACCAACGGCUGCUUCAACAACGUGUCUCAUGUUCUGUGCAGCUCGCAGGCUCCCAGGUACCUGGGCAGGAAGAGGCCGGUGCAGAGUGCGUGUGUGCAGCCGCCCUUCCUCAGGCCGCAGCACUCGGACGGACUCGCCACCAAGAUCCUGGACAAUGGCAUCCACGGAGAGAUGCAUCGGUCCAAGUCGAGUCUGGAGAUGAUGGAGAGUCAGUCAUGUGACGCCGAGCCGCCGCCUCCCCCCAAACCCGAGCUGCGGUACCCGGGCCUCGGCCGCGGGAACAAUGAGGAGUGCAGCCUCCUGAACAAAACCCCGCCCACUCCCACCAUGUACAAGUACAGACCGACUUACAGCCCCGGCAAGAACCACACGGCGCUCACACACGCCUACGCCAACCAGCUGAGUCGCGGCGAGAGCGUGGGCAGUGCUCGGGACUCCUCCUCCUCCACCUCCUCGCUGCUGCAGUCCAGUCAGCAGCCGGGAUUCCGCUCCCAGCCCAGCCUCGAGCGCUCGCCCACGGACCAGCGCGCGGGCACCAGGGACUGUACCAGCGGGGGGGCCGGCGGGGCGACCGGUGGGGGGGCGGCAAGCAGCGGUAUCCCCGGCUACACUCUGGGCGGGCGCUCCUACCCCUCCUUCUCAGACGCCGUUGGGAACUGUAAACCCAACGCCACCGCGGCCAGCGCCGGCUUCGGUCCGAGCGCUCAGAGGAACGGGAGUCUAUCGUACGACAACUUGGCUUCGGACGAGUGCGAGAAGCCGCCGGAAACUGCGGCGCUUCAGCAGCAGCAGGAGAUCCAGUCGCCGCACCAUCAUCAUCAUCAUCAUCACCACGUGCCGUAUCUGCAGAGAUCCUCCUCCACUUCGUCGGCGCCAAACGACGUUCAGAUUCCGAGCCUGCACCAUCACCACCACCAUCACGCGCAUCACCACGGCAACACCAGCGCGCAUCACCACAGCAACACCAGCGCGCAUCACCACGGCAACACCAGCCGGCCGCCGCGCUUCUCCGCCGCCGCUACCACGCACCACCACCACGCGUACCCGUACCGCGCCCGCUCCACGGACGUUCCCCCCGGCAACGCUGUGGCGAGUGCACACAGCGCCCCCCCGCGCUCGCCACACGCUCCGCCGCUCGGGAAGUCGCUGUCGUACUCCAGCGCGGCGGCGGCGGAGAUGCAGUACCGGCUGGUGCGCAAGGCGUCGGCCAGCGCCAGUGCGAACGCAGCGAAUACUGGAGCAGGACACACCAACAAGGCUGAUGCGUCCGGCGUGCGUCCUCUGGGAUGGACCAAUGGCGGCUCUAGCUCCGCCCCCGUCUCUCCCUCUCACCCAAUCAGCGUCUCCGCUCGCCCCGGACUGGCCUAUCCCGGCUCGGCACUGGCCUCUAGCCCCGCCCACAGAGCCGGCCGCAGCGUGAAGACCGUGUCGGGCAUCGGAGGGACCACAUACGAGAUCUCGGUUUAG
Messenger RNA from Knipowitschia caucasica, 2223 nucleotides. The record is from the annotation of a GenBank genome assembly. Lineage: Eukaryota; Metazoa; Chordata; Actinopteri; Gobiiformes; Gobiidae.